This is a messenger RNA of Arabidopsis thaliana (thale cress), 3187 nucleotides long. Its product is annotated as Protein kinase superfamily protein. Gene Ontology annotation, molecular function: protein kinase activity; protein serine/threonine kinase activity; nucleotide binding. The record is from RefSeq and is marked reviewed. Bases 513 to 2357 code for a protein of 614 amino acids. The transcript has 7 exons. Lineage: Eukaryota; Viridiplantae; Streptophyta; Magnoliopsida; Brassicales; Brassicaceae.
UUCUAAACAAAGAGAAAGAGAAAUAGAAAGAGAGAACUAUUCUUUGUGAGCUGUGCUGUCCCAAGAAUCAAGGGCUCUCCAGAUUUUACUCUUACACAAACCAUAUCUCUCCUCAUUAUUUUUUCCAUUUUUCUUUUUCACAAUCUUUCUUUUCUAUAUUUUUCCCCCGCAUUUUCCGUUUUCGUCUAACAAUCCUCUCUUGUAGUGAGAGAGAAAAAAAAUCCCAAAUUUUUGGGCUCUUGAAUCGUAACUCUCAUGUGUGUUUGUUAUUUUUGUUGUUUUUUCUUCAAAGAGUUACAAUCUUUUUAGGGUUUAGAAGAAACCAUUUCGGUUUCUUGCUUCAAAAACUUAGCAUUCUAUUGAAUCUCUCCGGGUAAUAGACCUGAAGAUUCCUGGGUUUUGAUGCUUAGGGAUCAAUCAUGAUAUAUAUAAAGAUUUGUGUUUUUUUACGUAAGACCAUGUGUUAAAUCAUUGUUAUAACGUUAGUAGAUUGUGGAACAAGGACUAUUAUUAUGGGCUGCAUUUGCUCAAAAGGAGCAGCAGAAGAUGAAGAGGGUGUUGUUUAUCAUCGUGAGAAAGCAAAUGAAUAUUGGAACAAAUCUUCUUCUGUUCAAUUGAUUGCUCCUCUGCCUUCGAAUAAAGACGAUUUUUCGCAUAAAGCCGUUGAUGGAAGCUCUGGUGGUGGAAGAAGAGCGAGUGGUCUUAUUGUUCCUAUUGAUGAUAGUCAUGAUGGUAAGACGGUUAUUGUAGAGAGACCUUCAAGGUCUCAAAGAGGAAGAAGAGUUUCGGAUAAUGGCAAAGGAGGAGGAUUGAUUAUUUCGAAUGUUCCGCGUAGCGCAGAAGCAGAGCUUAUUGCAGCUGGUUGGCCUUAUUGGUUAACCUCUGUUGCUGGUGAAGCUAUUAAAGGUUGGGUUCCGCGACGUGCUGAUUCCUUUGAGAAGCUUGACAAAAUUGGGCAAGGGACUUAUAGCAUUGUGUAUAAGGCAAGGGAUCUUGAGACAGGCAAAAUCGUGGCAAUGAAGAAGGUGAGGUUUGCUAAUAUGGAUCCUGAAAGUGUAAGGUUCAUGGCUAGAGAAAUCAACAUUUUACGAAAACUCGACCAUCCAAAUGUUAUGAAGCUUCAGUGUCUUGUCACUUCAAAGCUAUCAGGUAGCUUGCACCUUGUAUUUGAGUACAUGGAGCAUGAUCUUUCAGGCUUGGCUCUUAGGCCUGGUGUCAAAUUCACUGAACCACAGAUCAAGUGUUUUAUGAAACAACUUCUUUGUGGACUUGAGCAUUGUCAUAGCCGUGGAAUCCUUCACCGUGACAUCAAGGGUUCAAAUCUUUUGGUAAACAAUGAUGGAGUUCUUAAGAUCGGAGAUUUCGGUCUGGCGAGUUUUUAUAAACCAGAUCAAGAUCAACCACUGACUAGCCGUGUAGUCACCUUGUGGUAUAGAGCUCCUGAGCUUCUACUUGGAUCUACAGAGUAUGGACCCGCCAUUGAUCUCUGGAGCGUUGGUUGCAUUCUCGCUGAACUCUUUGUAUGUAAACCAAUCAUGCCGGGAAGAACAGAGGUCGAGCAAAUGCACAAGAUCUUUAAACUGUGUGGUUCACCAUCUGAAGAGUUCUGGAAUACGACAAAGUUCCCACAGGCGACAAGUUACAAACCGCAACAUCCUUAUAAGCGUGUCCUUCUAGAGACGUUCAAGAAUCUAUCAUCUUCUUCUCUAGAUCUUCUUGACAAGCUUCUAUCUGUAGAACCAGAGAAACGAUGCUCAGCUUCUUCGACUCUACUGAGUGAGUUUUUUACAACGGAGCCUCUCCCUUGUCACAUAUCAAGUUUGCCUAAGUAUCCACCAAGCAAGGAACUCGAUGCAAAGGUUCGAGACGAAGAAGCUAAAAGGAAAAAAGCUGAAGCUGUGAAGUGGCGUGGACAUGAAUCUGUGAGAAGAGGGUUAAGAGACUCCAAGGUAACACCAGAGUUCAUUGCUUCAGGAAAUUCAAAUGUCUCACUCACUACCCCGUCGUUCAAGAAAGAAAAGCGCUUUACGGAUACCAAUUCAGUGAUCCAUCCAAGCUCUAGGAGCAAUGUAGGUGAGGUGAAGCCAAGCCGAUCCAACAACGUACCUGCUACAAUGGGAGACUACUUAGCUAGUUCUUCGCAAAAGGAGAAUAUCGUUUCAAGAGCACCCGCAACGACAUACAUGCGAAAGAAGAACAGAAUGCACUAUUCAGGUCCACUGAUGCCUCCUGGUGGUAACAUUGAAGACAUGAUGAAAGAGCACGAGAGACGAAUCCAAGAAGCUGUACGCAAGUCCCGCCUUGAGAAAUCUGCUACAAAGAAGAACAAAGAUAUCUCAGUCAAAGCAUGUGCUUAGUGAAACAUGAAACAAGAGAAACAAAAUCAACACCUGCACAUGGUCUUUGUACAUGGCCACCACCUCUGUUUCGUGCUCUGCUCUUUUCUUUUGGUUAGGGGAAUCAAACACAUGUGUAUAUCUUAGAACAACUGUUUCAAUUUAUUAGAUAGAUGUUGUUUAGUUAUAAACUGCAGAAUACAUAAUAGGAGUGUGUUUUCACAAAGCAAAUCUUUAUAAAUAGCAUAGAAGUGCAUUAUUCUCACGUACAAGCCAACGAAAGUAAGCUAUACAAAUCGGCUUAAUAGAGAAAAUAUAUAUAAGUUAUAAAAAAGCCUCAAGUUCUCUUAGAAAACUUCAGAUAUCCAGCUUAGGUUUUCGGCUAAGCUCGGAGUAUUGACCGCCCAUUAACUGUAAAAUCUCCUCCCACAAGUUUUCCGAAGAAGCUCCGCAUAUUAAAUCCGAGCUGCACGCAGCAACAUGCCAGUAAUCUGAUUCAAUCUCUUCUCUGAGCUGAUCUAGCUGCCAACCGGCGUAACCAACAAAGAAUCUAAACUCCUGUGGCUUAAGAACUCCCUUCUUUACAAGCACUGCAGCUUCAUCCAAACUAUUUCGAGUACCAAAGUUAAGCCCCGGCAUGACUUCUUCAAACCCAGGUAUCUUGGUUUUAUCACCAGUUUUCAACAAAAACAUGCUUGCUUCAAGAGGACCACCAAAGUACAAAGAACAUUCAGAAAACGUAGUAGCGAGCUCGGUUUUCGUUGAUUUCAUAUGCUUGAUGUUUUUAUGAAGUGGACGGUUGAUAACAACACCAAACGGCCCUUCUUGUGGGUGUCUAGUACCUGCUCUAA